AAAACUCAGAGGGAAGUGGCAAGGCCCACAGACUCUUACAAGCUCCCGAAGCCUUUCUCCUCUGACCUGGCUGGCAGCGCUGCUCCAGGAAGAGACCUCCAGACCCAGAGAGGACCAGCCUGGGAGGCCGAGAGCUGCUCUGAGCCCCUUCAUGAAUCCUCGGAAGAAGGUGGACCUGAAGCUCAUCAUCGUUGGAGCCCUCGGGGUGGGAAAGACCUCGCUCCUCCACCAAUAUGUGCACAAGACGUUUUACGAGGAAUACCAGACCACCCUGGGGGCCAGCAUCCUCUCCAAGGUCAUCCUCCUGGAUGACACCACUUUGAAGCUACAGAUCUGGGACACAGGCGGUCAGGAGCGGUUCCGCUCCAUGGUGUCCACCUUCUACAAAGGCUCUGACGGCUGCAUCCUGGCUUUUGAUGUCACCGACCUGGAAUCCUUCGAGGCCCUGGCUGUCUGGCGGGACGACGUCCUAGCCAAGAUCAUCCCCGUGGAGCAGUCCUACCCCAUGGUGGUGCUGGGCAACAAAAUCGAUUUGGAGGACAGGAAGGUGCCCCAGGAGAUAGCCCAAGGCUGGUGUGACGAGAAGGAGAUGCCCUACUUUGAAGUCAGUGCCAAGAAUGACAUCAACGUGGUGCAAGCCUUCGAGGUGCUGGCCAGACAGGCUCUGUCCAGGUAUCGAGGCACCCUGGAGAAUCUCCUCGGGGAUUCCAUCAAGCUCACGCCCUGCCAGGCGAAGAGCAGGUGCUGCUGAGGCCUCUCCGGCUCUGGACCCCAGAGCCGAGCGCACUGCCCCCCCAGGAGGCGGAGGCCCUGCUGCCAGAGUCUUGACUCGCCGGGCUGACUGCAGUGAGGCCCAGCGCGGCCCAGGUGAGGCUGCCUGGCGGCUCAGCUCCCUGCCCCGCUCCCCCAAACGCACCCUGCAGAUAGCGAGGUCCUGGACCCCUCGGGCUGCUCCCCUGUCUCCCGCGGCCCCGCCCAGCAGGGCCCGGCUGCCUGCAGGGACUGAGGGGACCUGGAGCAUGGGCGGCUCACAGUUCUCUCUCCAGCCUCAGUUUGCUCAUCCGUCAAGUGGGAGCCUGGCUUGAGGCCGGAAGCUGCCCUUAACUCUCAGUGCUGCCGGUGCUGUGCAGUGGCUGCCCCUUCAAUGGUAUCUUUGAGUUCCGACUUGUCCAUUGCACUGCGGUGCAGCGAUAAAACGGACAAGAGCCCGUCCGUCUCCAAGAGCCGGAGAAGAGGACAAACACAGAAGCUAACCAGAUGAGGUGGCCCAGGAGGGCUUCCCCGAGGAGGUGAAACUUGCCCGGGGCUGGAGGAAGAGCAUUUCAGGGGGAAGAAACAACGGGGCGGAGGCCCGACGCAAGGACCCGCUCGCUACGUUCUGGGAACAUCAAAGGGACAGAAGGGAUGUCGUCCUCCAAAGACAGCUGCGCCCCAUGCCCCUUUUGGCCAGCAGAGGGUAGCAGCGCCUGUCGCUUCCGAGAAUUCCGAUUCCUUCAACUCAGGAAGAAAUGCGCAAGAACUGCCACGCGGUGAUUCGGACAGGAAAUCAGAAUCCGACGGGUACCAGAAGGCGGGGCCGGGAGCCGCGGGUCCUGAGUGCCGCAUGCAAAGGGUGGGCUGACCCCUCCGUGAAGUCCCGCUCAGAUCCGGGCAGAGGGGGUGUUGGCUCUGCAAGCAGGUGUCGCCCAAGAGCCCGGAGGAGCCGGGAGGGUCGGCAGCGACUGGAGUUUGACCGGCUCGUGCUCGCCAGCACGUGCGCGUGUGCGGCUGGCACCGGGCAGGGGCGCGCGAGGAGACAG
Fukomys damarensis (Damara mole-rat) is the source of this 1799-nucleotide messenger RNA. It is a transcript of the gene Rab7b, whose product is annotated as RAB7B, member RAS oncogene family. Gene Ontology annotation, molecular function: GTPase activity; GTP binding. The coding region runs from base 152 to 751 and encodes 199 amino acids. Gene Ontology annotation, biological process: endosome to lysosome transport; phagosome-lysosome fusion. The transcript has 6 exons. Gene Ontology annotation, cellular component: phagocytic vesicle; late endosome; lysosome. The record is from RefSeq and is a predicted model, not a curated record. Lineage: Eukaryota; Metazoa; Chordata; Mammalia; Rodentia; Bathyergidae.